AUGAAAUGGAGAAAGAACACUCGGGUGUUGGAAAAGGAAACUCUAGGCGUUUUGGGAAAGGAAAAACAAAGAAAGAGGCCAGACCCAGAGGAAGAUGACAGAUGGGUGGGGGAAGAGAUUAAUAAUAUAUCAAUUAGUGGCAUGAAUGUGAAUUCAACAACAAAAAGAAUAUUUGGAAAAACAAGAUUGAGUAGCAGCCUUGAUAAAUUGGAAGCCAGGUUGAGCAGAGUUCGGGCUUCCAUAAGAAGAGAAGCUGCUCUUGUUAAGAACAUCAAUAUUUCGACAUCCAAUUCCUCCACUCUGAAUUAUCAUUUAGAUGAUGUUCACCAUGUUCCUCGAGGUCGGGCAUACAGGAACCCAAAUGUUUUCCACAGGAGUUACUUGGAGAUGGAGAAGCGGAUGAAGAUAUAUGUAUAUGAAGAAGGAGACGUUCCAAUAUUCCAUGGGGGACCAUCAAGAAGCAUAUAUGGAACAGAAGGGAGAUUUAUUUAUGAGAUGGAAAAGGGAACAUUGUUUCGCACAACUGACCCAAACAGGGCUAUUGUUUAUUUCAUGCCUUUCAGUGUGGUGAGAAUGGUUCGUUAUAUUUCCCGCAACCACAAAGCCAUGGGACGUGUAAUCAAAGACUACAUCAACCUCAUCUCCCGUACAUAUCCCUUCUGGAAUCGAACUCUUGGUCCCGACCAUUUUAUGCUCUCCUGCCAUGAUUUG
Molecule: messenger RNA, 711 nt
Organism: Morus notabilis
Lineage: Eukaryota; Viridiplantae; Streptophyta; Magnoliopsida; Rosales; Moraceae
Product: probable glycosyltransferase At5g03795
Exons: 3
Molecular function (GO): glycosyltransferase activity
Source: RefSeq, a predicted model, not a curated record